CACUUUCCUCUUAAAACCCGAGCACACUUCGACGGGGAAAAUAUACUGGAGAGAAUUCCAAAGCCCGAGAGCAUUUCGACAGAGAAGGGGAUUGUAGCCCACCAGCAACGGAAAGGCGAGAGAUACAUAUAUUUUUUUGUAAUUUUAUUUUUGUUUCCGUUGGGGUUUUAGAAUAAAAGGCUAAGAGAAAUGGGAUAAGAAGUAACACCGACGGCUCUCUAAAGGGCUUUCGAAUUCAACGGCCUUCUCGCCUAGGGAUUCUUUUCUUGGGGUUAUUUGGGUUCUCGUCUCUGAUCGCCGGUAGAGGAGGGAGGCAGUGGGAUUCGCCGUCUUCGCCGGGAUCUUGUCGGUGAGCUCCGGAUUUCGCCUUGAUUGCGUUCGAGGGGUUUGUUUUUCCAUUCUUUUCUUCGUGUUGUUGGAGACAUGGCGGCUUCUUUGGUGGAGCGUGCCACGAGCGACGUGCUGAUCGGUCCGGAUUGGGCGAUGAACCUCGAGAUCUGUGAUAUCCUCAAUCGUGACUCUGGGCUGCCCUCUCGCCACAAAGAUUAUGUGUCAGAGCCUCAAAGAGUUAUCAAGAAGACAAGAUGUCCUAAGCUGAAAUAUAUGGAGCUGUUGGAAACAGUGAUAAAAAAUUGUGGAGACAUAGUUCAUAUGCAUGUGGCUGAGAAAGAUAUACUGCAUGAGAUGGUGAAGAUAGUGAAAAGAAAGCCAGAUUUUCAUGUCAAGGAGAAGAUUUUAGUAUUAAUAGAUACCUGGCAAGAAGCUUUUGGUGGUCCACGGGCAAGAUAUCCACAAUAUUAUGCAGCUUACCAGGAGCUGUUGCGUGCUGGAGCUGUAUUUCCUCAGAGGCCUGAGAGGUCUGCACCUAUAUUUACUCCUCCACAGACACAACCUCUGAGAUCGUAUCCACCAUCUUUGCGAAGUCCUGAUUAUCAACAAGAAGUGCCUGAGUCAUCUGUUGGAUCUGAGUUUCCUGUUUUGAGCCUGACAGAAAUUCAGAAUGCUCGUGGAAUCAUGGAUGUUCUUGCUGAAAUGCUUAAUGCUUUAGAUCCUGGAAACAGAGAGGGACUCAGGCAGGAGGUAAUUGUUGACCUUGUUGAACAGUGCCGUACUUACAAACAAAGAGUGGUACAGCUUGUGAACACAACUUCGGAUGAGGAAUUACUUGCCGAAGGACUUUCUCUGAAUGAUGACUUGCAACGUGUGCUAGCAAAGCAUGAUGCCAUUGCUGCAGGAAUUUUUGUUCGUGUGGAAAAACCCAAAUCACUUCAGGCAUUAGUAGAUGUUGAUGAUUCUGCAGUACAACCAGAUCGCAGGCCCAGUACAGUUGCAAGCACGAGUAACCAGGCUCCUCAGCAAUUAUUGUUGCCUGCACCUCCAGCAUCCAACGGUUCAGCAACUCCAGCAGCCAAAAUUGAUCCUCAUAUGGACCUUCUUAGCGGGGAGGACUACAAUACACCUAAAAGUGAGAAUCCACUGGCCCUUGUUCCUGUUGGUGAACCACUUGCACCUUCUGUUUCUGAUCAGAACCUCUUAGCUCUGGUGGACAUGUUUCCCCAAAACAACACUAACAAUAGCAAUGGCAAUCCUUCCAACUCUCUUGAUUUGCAUUCCACACUUCCAGCAUCACAAACACAUCCUGCUGCACCUCAGCUUCAGCUGCAAGCCCAACAGCCACAACAGUCUGCGCUUUAUCCAAAUGGAGGUGUCCCAGACACAGGCGUUCCACAAUAUGAGCAUCAAGGAGCUCAAUUGAACCAUGCAGGUUCUACAUGGAAUGGUCAGGUUGCUCAGGGCUUAAAUCCACAGCAGCAGACGCUAGGCUAUGAUGCAAGUGAUCAAGCUGGAGCACUCCCCCCACCACCCUGGGAAACUAAAACAGUGCAGAGUAACCAAUUGCCUAAUUUGCAGCCCCAGAUAAUGGAAAGUGGUCAGCUGGGAGGUAUGUUUCCCCAACCAACGCCAGGCAACCAGCUUGGAAGCAUGCACCCCCAAUUAUUGCCAGGUGGCCAGUUUGGAGGUUUGCAACCCCAGCCUAUGCAGACUUUGCAGAGCAGUCAGUUUGUAGGCAUCUAUCCUUCACUGAUGCAGAACAGCCAGCUUGGAGGUUUUUAUUCUCAACCAGUGCUGGGAGGACAGAUGGCAGGAAUGCACCAAAUACCCAUGCAGGGCAGUCAGCUGACACUAUAUGGAUAUGGACUGCAGCCAGGAGCCCAGUUUUAUGAUCAGAGGAGACCUAUGUACCUUUCUGCUGGUGCAAAUGAGCUCGCUCAGAGAAUGUAUGGGCUUUCUAUGCAAGGUAACAGCACAUAUAUGAACAUGACUCCCUCUUAUCAGACACCUACGUCCUCUUCUUACCAGAAGCAGUCCAGCAAGCCACCCAAGCCUGAGGAUAAGCUGUUUGGUGAUCUUGUUAAUAUGGCCAAAUCAAAGCCAAUUAAACCUUCUGCUAAUAAGAUUGGGAGCUUGUAAAAUCAGUGAGUGGGUCCUUUCUGUUUUGUUUCUUUAUAUAUUUUUUUAAUGAUUUGCUGUUCUCGCUUUGGCUCUUUCUUUUAUAUAUAUUCUUCUCUUCUGGCUCCCUAUUUGUAUGUUCUGUCUGUUGGUUUUAAUCAUGUACAUUUAAUCUAGAGAGGGAAAAUGGAAAUAGAUUGAUUAGAGAGAUUCAAGAUA
Elaeis guineensis (African oil palm) is the source of this 2670-nucleotide messenger RNA. Its product is annotated as TOM1-like protein 9. Lineage: Eukaryota; Viridiplantae; Streptophyta; Magnoliopsida; Arecales; Arecaceae. Gene Ontology annotation, biological process: protein transport to vacuole involved in ubiquitin-dependent protein catabolic process via the multivesicular body sorting pathway. The record is from RefSeq and is a predicted model, not a curated record. Gene Ontology annotation, molecular function: ubiquitin binding; phosphatidylinositol binding.